Molecule: messenger RNA, 2375 nt
Organism: Erythranthe guttata (spotted monkey flower)
Lineage: Eukaryota; Viridiplantae; Streptophyta; Magnoliopsida; Lamiales; Phrymaceae
Product: Pseudouridine synthase family protein
Biological process (GO): tRNA pseudouridine synthesis; mRNA pseudouridine synthesis
Cellular component (GO): nucleus
Molecular function (GO): pseudouridine synthase activity; RNA binding
Source: RefSeq, a predicted model, not a curated record
GGUUUGAAAAUUGAAAAAAAUAUGAAUAGUGUAUUUUCAAUAGAAAUUUGAUAGGAAAAAAUGGGAUUUUCUGGAUAAAAUUGUGAAACAAACAUGAUCUCGGUUUUAUGAAUAGUAUAGAACUGGAAAUUGGUUUUGGAAAUAAAACCAAACAUCCCCUAAGCCUUCUAUUUCCCUCGCAACUUGCAACUUUUAACUCUCGAGUACAAAACGAGAAUAGGAAAGAUAAAACAAAAUGGGAAAACCAGCAUAGCACAACGUACAAUCAUCUCAAGCACAAACCAGACACGAUCUCAUUUCUAGGGUUUUACAGGGUACAGAGGUUUUCACUUUCCCCUGCACUCCCCAAAUCUCAUAAACAUGGCUGAAAAUUCAUCUACCCGGCCAUCAGAAGAACUCCCCGACCCCAAACGGCAGAAGAUGUCCUCCUCCGGCGACGACGAAGAAAAUCGCGACGGCGCCGAAACAAUCCCUAGAAAGCCGAAAUACAAGCGCCGCAAAAUCGCGAUUUUCUUCGCCUACUGCGGCGUCGGCUACCAAGGAAUGCAGAAGAAUCCAGGGGCGAAAACCAUCGAAGGUGACCUCGAGGAAGCCCUCUAUUUAUCCGGAGCGAUCCCCGAGGAGGAGAGGGGCCUGCACAAGCGGUACGAGUGGGCAAGGUCCGCCCGCACCGAUAAGGGCGUGAGCGCCGUCGGCCAGGUGGUGUCGGGUCGGUUCUACGUCGACCCGCCCGGUUUUAUUGAGCGGUUGCACUCACAUUUGUCGCCCCAGAUUCGGAUCUUCGGGUACAAGAGGGUGACGCCCUCGUUUAACGCGAAGAAGUUCUGUGAUCGGAGAAGGUAUGUUUAUUUGAUCCCUGUUUUUGCGCUGGAUCCAUCUUGCCAUCGUGAUAGGGAGAGUGUUUUGGCUAGUUUAGGGUCCGGGAAUGAGCUUGCCAAGUGUUUGGAGUGUUCGGAAAGAGGAAGAAAGGUCUUUGGAGUUAUGGGUAAGCAGCGUAAUUUUGAGUCGAAAGCUCCGGGUGAAGGUGAGAAUGAAAAUGUUGAGGUUGGUUCAGGCAUUUCGUCGAACAAUGGAACUGGUAGUUUUGAGUCCAAAGAUGUGGGUGAAAAUGUUGAAGUUGGUUCAGGCAUUUUAUCGAACAAUGGAAGUCCGCCAACCGAUGAGAAGGUUGUCGCAAAUUCAUUGGAGAAUAAUGAAAUUGGAAGCAAUGGUUCUGAAAAUGUCUCGAUUGGAGCUGCCCAAGAUGAUAAAAUGGAGGUCGACAAAGCUGUUUUAGUGGAUUCAGCCAUUUUAUCCGAUAAUGUAUCUGUUCUAGACGAGAGUAAAACUGUGGUAGACUCCUCGGAAAAAGGAAUCGAGAAUACUGACCUAGAGAAUGGAAGUAGUGAAACUGAGAAGCUAUUAGAAACGGGAGAUGAAAGUAUUGAGAAAAGGAAUGUUGAUAAAUUGGAAAGUGAAAAUGCCAACGGCCAUACCGAAGCGGAGAAAAAGAGCGAGUUUUGUUAUGGAGAGGAGGAAAAAGCAAGAUUCAAUAGAAUACUCAAAUUCUACGAAGGCACACAUAAUUUCCACAAUUUCACCACCAGAACCAAAGCUGAAGACCCUGCUGCUAGACGAUACAUACUUUCGUUUAACGCAAACACAGUAGUUAACGUUGAUGGGAUCGACUUUGUCAAGUGCGAGGUAGUGGGGCAAAGCUUCAUGCUCCAUCAAAUACGUAAAAUGAUCGGCCUUGCUGUUGCAAUGAUGAGGAAUAUCACCCCCGAGUCAAAGAUGGAGACAGCUUUCCUUCAGAGCGUGAGAUUUAACGUGCCUAUGGCGCCUGAGGUGGGAUUGUAUUUAGACGAGUGCUUCUUCUCUUCGUACAAUAAUAAAUGGAAAGACAGCCACGAAGAAGUGUCCAUGAAAGCUUAUGCAGAGGAAUCUGAGGAGUUUAAGAUGAAGUACAUUUACCCUCACGUUGCUUCAUCAGAGCACAAGGAUGGAGCUGUGGCUCUCUGGUUGCAUUCACUGAACUAUCGGAACUUUCCGGAUUUACGUGCUGCUGAUAGUGAGCCGGUUUCUGAUGGGAAUGGAACUGAGAUUGUGAACAACUGUGCAGGCUCUGAUUUGAAGGCUACUGAAACUGUGAGCAUUGAUCAGUGAGUUAACUCUUGUGGCACCGUUCUUUUUGCAUCGACUUUUGAGAUGCUUGCAAUUUGGUUUUUUUAAGUAAUGCAUGACCCUUCUCAAAGAAGACCUUUUAAAAUAUUUGUUUGGAUUCAAAUUAUGUUGUUACAAUGUUGAAUCGUAAGAUUUGAUUCUUAUUUACGUAAUCUGGAAAUUUGAGUUGAACUAUGCAGUGUGGAGCUGGAAUAACAAUUGUUAGAACAUCA